AUGUGCCCCAGUCUCCUCAGCCUCCUGGGUCUCGGAUUGUGUGUGAGUCUGAGGAUCUGGGCAGCUGUGGGUAAAUAUGAGAAGCUGUCUUUGUCCGCCUGGCCAAGCCCCAUGGUUCCCUUAGAACAGAAUGUGACUCUUCGGUGUCACUCCCGUUCUCCACUUAACAGGUUCAGACUGUUCAAAACAGAUGGGAAACGGCGUUUGCCUGAGCUCCAGGGAUAUUAUUUCAACAACUUCACCCUUGGCCCAGUGACCAAAGAACAUGCCGGGUCCUACAUGUGUUCUGUAGCCAACUGGUCCACACUCAGUGACCCCCUGCAGAUUGUUGUCACAGGUGUGUCCACAAAACCCACCAUCUCAGCCCACCCAGGGCCCCUCGUGCAGGUGGGACAGAAUGUGACCCUCCGCUGUCACUCACUGGUGUGGUUUGACAACUUUACCCUGCACCAAGAAAACAGCACAGAGCUAUCUCAGAGACCUGGACAGAUGCUCACUGGCGAGUAUGCCGCAGCUGACUUCUUCAUUGGCCCCAUGACUCUGGCGAGUGCGGGCACCUACAGAUGCUAUGGCUCUCUCAGACGCUCCCCCUAUGAGUGGUCAGCCCCCAGCGACCCUGUGGACAUCAUCAUCACAGGUCGGUCCAAGAAACCCUCUCUCUCAGCCCAGGGGGGGCCCGUGGUGAGGUCAGGAGAGAAUGUGACCUUGGUCUGCAGCUCCGAGAGCACCUUUGACCAGUUCCAUCUGCUCAGGGAGGGGGGGGGACCUUGGGCACCUCUCGCUGCCAGGCGGGUCCCCCGCGGAGCACUCCAGGCAGAGUUCCCUCUGGGUCCUGGGACCCCAGCCCACAGCAGGGUUUACAGGUGCUACGGCUCCUUCACUCGCUCUCCCUACUCGUGGUCAGACUCCAGCGACCCCCUGUUCCUGUCUGUCACAGGAUCCACUACAAGUACUUGCCCGUCAACCAUGGAUCCACACACCACAGAAGAAGCACCCCUUCCUCAAGAACACUCCAGCAUGUGGCACAUUGUCCUUGGGCUCUCCAUAGCUUUUACCUCUAUCAGCAUCAUCCUCUCUGCUCUUGUCUGUCACUGGUGUUCUACCCAAAAUCAUGUUGCCAUCAUGGAAGGAGAGCCCAUGGAAGACAGAACAGUGAAUGGCGAGGACUCUGCAGUAGAAGACGUGAUAUAUGCUCACUUGGACCUCGGGACCCUCUCCAAGAGACAGUCCACUCCCACUUCCCUGAGGCCCAUGCACCCCUUCACCGAGCCCAUUAUCUAUGAGGAAUUCAACAUAAACCAAGACCAUGCUGAGCCCUGACUUGGCCCCAUCCUCUGAGCACACAGAGUGUUAGAAAUCAAGGACCUAGAUCUCUUGUUAAAGGGGUUCCUCGUGGACACUCCUUCUCCUCCAAAGCAGCCCAGCAGCUCUGAGGUGAGGAGUGGAGUCCAAGAAUUAUAGUAUCAUCUUAAAAAAUCCCACCACUUCUUAAUAAUCUCCUAGCUAUUCCAGGACUCUAUUGUAACUAUGUCACUGCUUGGGGAGAUGCUAUAAUCAAUUGCUCAUACUAGGUAGCUUAUCAUGAUCACCCUACUUUUUCUAAAAUUCCAAUAAAGCAUAAAAAACUUGCCAGUUGAUUCUUCAAAUUAUUCAGUUUAAAAUAAAACAAAAUGAAUAAAAGUAAACCCUUCUAUUCAGUAAUAUUUUACAAGGGUAGACUUAUUUACAAGACUGAAACAGACUUGUAGACUUAGAGAAACAAACUUAGAGUUACC
Capra hircus (goat) is the source of this 1775-nucleotide messenger RNA. Its product is annotated as putative killer cell immunoglobulin-like receptor like protein KIR3DP1. Lineage: Eukaryota; Metazoa; Chordata; Mammalia; Artiodactyla; Bovidae. The record is from RefSeq and is a predicted model, not a curated record.